This is a messenger RNA of Dunckerocampus dactyliophorus (ringed pipefish), 4353 nucleotides long. RefSeq names its product potassium channel tetramerization domain containing 17 (gene kctd17). Gene Ontology annotation, cellular component: cytoplasm; Cul3-RING ubiquitin ligase complex. The transcript has 7 exons. Bases 134 to 1024 code for a protein of 296 amino acids. Gene Ontology annotation, biological process: protein homooligomerization; proteasome-mediated ubiquitin-dependent protein catabolic process. Gene Ontology annotation, molecular function: cullin family protein binding. NCBI's taxonomy places the organism in Eukaryota, Metazoa, Chordata, Actinopteri, Syngnathiformes, Syngnathidae. The record is from RefSeq and is a predicted model, not a curated record.
CACAAUGCACCGACACUCGAGGCCACGCCCCCGCAAUUUUGUGGGCGGGGCGUGAUCCGGUUGGUAACCGAGAGAAAACGCAGAAGCACACAAAGUCUGUGGUCUUGAGUCGGUGAGAAGCACCCUUUUCCAAAUGGAGACUACACAGGAAGACCAGUGGGAACCGGCGCUUCACGGCUGCCACCACAACAGUAAUAACAACAACAAUAAUAACAACAACAAAGACAGCGAGGCGGGAGAGAGCUCCGCUACAGCGGCCAGCGCGCCCGAACCCGGCGGGAAGACGGUGCAUAGCGUUGGUAAUGGCUCGGUCAUCAAUCCCACCGGGGGGAAUAACGGGAAGUGGGUUCGGCUGAACGUCGGCGGCACCGUUUUUCUUACGACGAGGCAGACGCUCCUCAAAGAACAAACUUCGUUCCUGUACCGACUGUGCCAGCAGCAGGACCUACACUCUGACACGGAUGAGACGGGAGCCUAUGUGAUUGACAGAGACCCCACCUACUUUGGACCCAUCCUCAACUACCUGCGACAUGGCAAACUGGUCUACAACAAAGAGCUGGCUGAAGAAGGUGUCCUGGAGGAGGCUGAGUUUUACAACAUCACCCCUCUGAUUAAACUGAUCAAGGAGAGGAUUGUUGAACGGGACUCCAAGUCCACGCAGGUUCCCCCUAAGCACGUCUACCGAGUGUUGCAGUGCCAGGAGGAGGAGCUGACCCAGAUGGUCUCCACGAUGUCCGACGGCUGGAAGUUUGAGCAGGUCAGCGUGCGCGCCUGCAGAAAGCCCCGCACUGGACUGCUCUGGACUAUGGUGAACAUCGGCUCAUCAUACAGCUAUGGAACAGAGGAUCAGGCAGAGUUUUUGUGUGUCGUUUCCAAGGAGCUCCACACACCUGGUUCUGGACUGGGUACGGAGCAGAGCCACAAAACAAAGCCGGCAGAGACACAGGAGGAGGAAGCAGCAAAGCAGGAGGAGGAAGAAGAGGGAGGGAGAGAAACCACACCGAAUGAGUGGCUUAGAGAAUGAGGGAGUCAUGUUUCUUUGUUCCAAAGAGAGUCGGGAAAGGCUUUUCCAGAUCCAUGGCUCCCGGAUGUAGACAUGACAAGAACCUAAGUCGUUUAUUCAGGCUUAUUAAGUUCUGUACAUAGCAUGUGUGUGUGUGUGUGUGUUUGUGUGGCAUCAAACAGCUGCUGGAAACAGUUGUGUAGCAUUUUUAUUGCUGUAUUGACAAACUUCUAAAACAAGACAUUUGAGUGCAGCGGUAUCCUCCAAAAUACUUUCCAGGGACCUUAGUAGUAGAAGUGCUGGUGUGCGCACAUGUUUAGUUGCCACGAAUGGUAGUGCAACUUAGUACUUUUAUGACCAAAGAUAUGGACUCAAGCAGGCUAUGAUGAUGUUUUGAAUUUGUAAUGUCGCUAUAGUGCCAUUCAUCGACGCACCAAAUUAACACCCAGAUUGUCCCAUAAUCUUUUCAAUAUGAUGUAUAAAGCAACUCGUGUAGCAAAAAAAAAAAAAAAAAGGAAAGGCCUCAAGCUGCUGGUGCUUAACAUGCAUCACCUUAUUGUAUUUGACAAAUAUUGCCUCAUUUUAUUCAUUAAGGCUUGGAGAAACACCAGUGUCAGCAAGUUGUCCACAAUUGCACCACAAUUGGUGGGAAUUGCGCCUCACGCAUGUUUGGCCCCUGCAGGAGUGGAUUGCAUUUCCUCAAAUAGUGGCGUCCGCGCCAGUGAAUGCCUCAAUUAGUUGCCGGCUGCUUUGACCCAUUUAAACAAAUAAAAUCGUUGUUAUAAGAGAAGGUACCUUUACUCUUUAGCCACGUUCCUGUUCUUAUUUGUUAAUAUUUCCAUUGUGAGUAUAGAGGCCGAAUGAUGAACAAUGCAGUAGAAAACUCCAUUUUUUAAAUCCUCUUCUCGUCAUAACGCACUGUUAUUUUAAAACAAGGGUUUUCAAAGUCUAAUGCUGUGAGCCUCCCUCCAAGGAGCCAAAGCGCUCCUGUGAUUGGCUGUAAUGCGAUCGCUCCUCACACGUUGGUAAUAGUAACUGACCCAUAGUAGAAAUAAAUAGAAAGACUCAAAAGAGGUCAAAGUCACCAACUACAUUCGUCGUAUACUUAAGACACCUAGAAGACGUGUCACGUAAUGAAUGCGAUCGCUCCUCUUUCAAGUCAUUUAUGACAGCCACCGCCUUCCAAAAUAGAAUCAUCACAAUGACUGGAAGGAAAUUGUAGUAUUGUAGAAGUGAAACGGUUGCACAGAGUUGAAAUAUUAUGAAAAUCCAUCCAUCCAUCCAUUUUCUGCUGGAGCCUAUCACAGCUGACUUCGGGCGAGAGGCAGGGUACACCCUGGACUGGUCGCAGGGCACAUAUAGACAAACAACCAUUCAUGGACAAUUUAGAGUCGCCAAUUAACCUAACAUGCAUGUUUUUGGAAUGUGGGAGGAAACCGGAGUACCCAGAGAAAACCCACGCAAGGGGAGAGAACAUGCAAACUCCACACAGAAAUGCCCAAGGGAGAAUUGAACCCAGGUCUUCCUGAUCUCCGGCCUGUGGCUGUGUGGCCAGCAUGCUAACCACUAGACCACUGUGCGGCCAUUAUGAAAAUCAAAACCACAAAUAAAGUUGUAAUUUUUUGGAAAAUUAAGCUGCGGAAAAAUGCAUAAUGUGAUAAGAAUAACGUCAAAAUAUUGUGGGAAUAAAGUCAUAACAAACAAGAAGAAAAUUGACAAAGCUUAUUUCGGAAGACAGUUGAAAUAUUUGGGAAAUUUUUUAAACAACGGCAAAAAUGGGGAAAAAAGAGCAAAGUUGAUACUAAUAAUACGUUUUUUCACCUAUAUCACAUAGGUGGGAUGCAUUUUUUUAAAAAAAUACUCUAUAUGUAACUCCUUAGCAUAUCUGCAUGUGUUGCUGUACAAAAUAUCAAAGUGGCCCUUGCAUCCUUUGUUUUUUCAGUAUGUGGCCCUCAGUGGAAAAAGUGUGGACACCCCUGGUUUAAGCUAAAAUGAGAAGAUAAUUGGCAGAAUCACUGAUGACAUGUUUGCAGAUAUUCUGCCAGGAUAUCAGCUUUGUAAGAAACAGGAUACUCUCUGCAGUUUGGAUAAAUAAACGCCCAUGGCCACUACUGUAUUUGAAGAAAUAACUUAUUAGCAUGAUGUGCAUGCAGGUGCAGGGUAGUGAAAUGCGCCCAUCUUUGUGUCUUUUCCAUUUUACACAUAAAUAUAAAGAUACCACACACUUUAUAAUCUAACUUUUGAUUCAGUUCUGAUCAUUUGCAUGACCCUGAGGUUACUUGGCUCUGGUCAGGUUGGGUUAACACCAUGACUUGAGAGAUUAUCUCUCUUUGAGACAACUGCAGCCAUCUGGAGGCUCGCAGCUUGCGUCUGUGCUCUCCAUUGUGUAGCACUAAUGUAACAGAGACACGCGCACACACACAGCAAGGAGUAUAUUUGAGACAAUCAAGCACUGAGACUCCCCCCCUCCCAUGAGCUUGACAUCAAAAAUGGGACAUUGAGAUCAUUGUGAUACAUUUUUAGCUGCAAUACCACAAUUCAUGCUAGUAUGAGAUGCUUUCUAGGCUGAUGUUAACCAUAUCGGUGGUGUUAGAAAUGUUAUUUUUUUUUAAUACAGUCUUUGGAUUAUUCAGUGCCUUCAGUUCAAGCGUGUAAAAAUGGAUUUUCAAAGAGGAGUCAGUUAAAGCAUUGUUUUUGUCUAAUUUUAGUACAUAUCUUAAUAGUAGAUGAUGUUGUGAAGGCUAUUUUGUACAUGUCUUUUUUUAUUAUUAUUAUUUUGUAUAUUUGUUUUUUAUUUAUUAUCCAGGGUGAAAUGUGUCAGACAAAAAAAAAUAUUCAGGGGUUUGUGAUCGGGGUGAUCAUCUGUCUUCUCGGUGAGCUUUUUUUUAUACUUGAUGACGAGCAUUUACAGUAUGUUACAAUGAACAGCACAGAAAUAAGACAAGAUAUGCUGGUGUUUUUAGCACACCAUCCAAAAUAUGCGUUCACAGCAUUCAUUCCUUUCGCUCCUGCUCCUGUUUGAAUGAGUGUUUUGCUACUUGCUCAUGUAGCGUUUUGUCAUUUGUACACCACUUGUUAAAUGCUUCCUGUUGUAUACUUGCAGUAUUUGAUGUGUAAAGGUCAUACAGAGCUGUCCCCUUUCAUUACCUCUGGACGGCAACAACAAAAACAGACGGGAUGUGGAAUUGAAAACAGUUUUAUUUGAUGCAGGGGUUUCUUCUGAAGUCACAGCCUCAAUGUACUGUACUAUACACAACAAGGUGAGAAACAUUCUACAAAAAGAUGUAUUUUAUGUAAAUGAAUGUCACUACUCUGACAAAAUAAAAGACUUCCCCUUUGGCUUAAAAAUA